UAUAACAUACCUAGUUUAUCAAUUUAAAAAGUCACCAAAUUUGGAGAUAUGUGGUUCUGCUGGAUAGAAAGGUUUGUAAUCUGUAGAGUAACUAAGGUUGCCUGAUCAAUAAAGUGGAGUAAAAAGUACAUAGCCUCCCUCUGAGAUGGAGGGGAGUGUGUGACACUAUUGUCCCACAAUGGAAAUCAAACCCUCAUAAAACCUAAAAUAGAAUAUUGGAAAAUCAGAAGCAUUCCAACGGUCCUCAUCUGCCGGCUGGUUUCUCCGCAGGCUCCUCUUUCGGGCUCCAACAGCAUGACUCUGUGCUGCCUGUGGUGUGUCUCUGGUCCCAUCGCCAUGACAGUCAGCGUGGAGAAGAAAGCUUUCAUCCCCGGUGAAGCCGUGAAAGUCAUUUGCGACUUUAGCAACGCUUCAUCUCGAACUGCUACUCCCAAGGUGGUGCUGCAGCAGAAACAGACUUGCUACGACAACAACAAGCUCAACAAGAAAGCGGUGGUCAAAAACUUGACGCGCGUCUGCGGCCGACCCGUCGGUGCUCACACCUCGCACGUCCACGCCGAGCUCGCGCUCCCUAUUCCCACGUUGGCGUCGCUCACAAUUUCCAACUGCAGCAUCAUAGACGUGGACUACGUCAUUGAGGUUGGUGCCAGCGACCGACUCCGGAAGAUGUUAAAAAGAAAAGGAUCUCACUGUUUCCCAUUCAGCUU
Messenger RNA from Gasterosteus aculeatus aculeatus (three-spined stickleback), 707 nucleotides. Lineage: Eukaryota; Metazoa; Chordata; Actinopteri; Perciformes; Gasterosteidae. The record is from RefSeq and is a predicted model, not a curated record.